AUGGGUGUUUCUUUAAUAGAGAAAAGCAAUGCCGUUCUGGCGGGCGUCUUGCAGAAUUCGUCUCGUGAACUCGAGCAACUCAAAAAUUACACGCGAAUCAUCGAGGAAAUGGAAGAGCCGCCCGCAUGGGAAACGUGGGUGUUCGGUUUGUUGGUCGUGACGGGAUGCUCAUUCUCGGCUCCCCUCGGAAUGCUCGUUGUGCCGCUAUUUCAGAAGAAAACCUACGAGCGAAUCAUGACGUUUCUCAUUGCUCUCGGGAUUGGUGCCCUCUCUGGCUCGACACUUUUCGUCAUGAUUCCACAAGCAUUCAAUCUGGUUGAACUUGCUGGUCAAUAUGAUUACAAAGUGAAAUGUUGGAUCAUCAUCGGCGCGCUGUACACAUUUUUCUCGGUCGAUCGAAUGCUGAUGUAUGGGCUGGAGUUGAGAAAUCGUCACAUCACCCGCCGGAAAAUCCACAAAUCGACGCUUAACUCGCUGAUGAAAAGGACAGAUGGAAGGAAUUUUACAGAAAACACAGACGUGAAUUCGGAUCGAAGCAGCGAUCGCUCAACGAGAGAUCAAGAAAAGAAAAAGAGAAAUGAAGCCGAGAAAAAUGAACUGAAGGACGAGCUCGAGAUCGCGAUGAUCAACAACAAUUUCACGAGAACGUUCUCGACGCGGAAACGAAUGGCUGUUUUGCGGGCCGUCGACAAGUUGGAUCGAAUGGAAUUUCGGGAUGAGAAUGGGCGAAAUUCGAAAUGUGAAGGAAACGAUUUUCUGAAGUCGGUUAACGAAGAGAUCCAACAAAGAAGUCUUCCCGCUCUCAAAUUCUCAGCGUCAGAUGCUCGCCGGAAAUCAGUGGAUCCACCUGUCAUUUAUGUAAACAAUCAACGGCCAUCCGAAGACGAUUCGAUAUCACUUGACAUUCAAGUUGUCGAGAAAAAGGUCUUCGAACCGGCGAAAAUCGAGGUUGCCGCGGUCGCCUAUAUGAUCAUUUUUGGCUCAAGUGCGAACAAUUUCGUCGACGGGAUGUCGUUGGGAGCCGCCUUCGCUGACAGCAUUUUGGGCGGUUUGAGCAUUGGAACGGCCGUGUUUUCCGAGCAAUUUCCACAGGAAUUGGGAACCCUCGCCAUUCUGAUGAACUCUGGAUUGGGUUUCAAGAAAGCGUUGAUCUACAAUAUGAUCCCGAUCGUUCUCUCGUAUAUUGGGUUUGCUGUUGGAGUGCUGCUGGAUGAGGUGGACGAAGGCUACGAUGAUUACAUUUUUGCGAUCUCCUCUGGAAUGUAUCUCUACAUUUUUCUCGGAACAUUGAUCCCUGAAAUUCGCGAAUCAUGUCACGAAUUGGCGAAAGAGGAUCUGAAAGAAUCCUUCAUUGUCACCAUUUUGCAGGUCAUCGGCAUCGCAUUUGGCGUCGGUUUUCUGUUUUUGAUGGGCGAGAUGAACAAUGAGGGAAUCGCU
Molecule: messenger RNA, 1437 nt
Organism: Mesorhabditis belari
Lineage: Eukaryota; Metazoa; Nematoda; Chromadorea; Rhabditida; Rhabditidae
Source: the annotation of a GenBank genome assembly